Molecule: messenger RNA, 2595 nt
Organism: Paramacrobiotus metropolitanus
Lineage: Eukaryota; Metazoa; Tardigrada; Eutardigrada; Parachela; Macrobiotidae
Product: S-adenosylhomocysteine hydrolase-like protein 1
Exons: 13
Coding region: 589-2328 (579 amino acids)
Biological process (GO): L-methionine cycle
Cellular component (GO): cytosol
Source: RefSeq, a predicted model, not a curated record
AAAUCUUAGACACAGUUGAAUUCUUAAGAAGGAUCUGAAAGAUAAAAUAAUGACUGCUGUGUUCGUCAAUCGUCAUCGUUCCUGGGUAUCACUUUACAGUGGUUUGUUAUGCAGAACAAACAACCGGAAGCCCUUCGCUAAUGGCUUAUUGCCGUCGGGUAGGCGGGUCCUUAAAACAAACAAGAUUUGUUGGGGAUUCCAGUUUCCACUCCGUCUCUAAACAGCCCAUCAAAAAUUCAGAAUCAAUUCUCUUCAAUCGAUUCCCCACCGAUCAGUCAGGCCGCAUUAAGCGUUUUCUCUUCCCCCACCAUGUUCAUUGUUAUGCCUCGCACAUUUUGACAAUUCCCUGGAUGCAACUUGAUGAUGGGGCUGUUCUCGUCUGCCCUCCACAAUCAACAUCCAUCUUAACCACGAUAUACAGCGCCAUUGACAUGGAGUGAAUGAGCAGCUUUUCGGAGGCCCUUUACACGCUCGACAUGAUGUUGUGCGCUGGUAUGGUAUGCUGUGCAGACUGUUCCUAUCAUCAUCGUCAUUGUGCCGUGUCUGUUUCCACAUAAUCCCCGUUUAGUCAGUGUUCAGUGAUGCGUAAUGGAUACGGCAUCCAAGAUGUAUAAGGGAAGGAGUCCACUUCCCGCUGCAAUGAAUAUCGGCCGUAAAUCCAAUCAGGACUUUGCCACAACGGCCUCUUCAUCGCCCACCAUCGAGCUGAGUAGUCCGAUGAUUGCGGCUAAUUCCCCGCUGACGGCCGCGUCCAAGGCCAGUGUCGGAUCCACGUCGGCGGUGCUGGAUACGGGCAGCAGUGCGCGGGAGAUCGGCCGGAAUAAUUCCAUGUUCGAGCGGGAUAACUCCUCGGCUGUUAUUCGGAACCCGAAAUCCCAUCGAUCCCCCAUGAAAGUGGCCCGGCCCUCGUCGGCCACACCGAAACGGAAAGUUUACGAUGAUUACAUUGACGACAGCUUAACAGGUUCUUUCACCGAUACGGAUGAUGAGGAGAGCGACACUUCUCCUCGCGACAAACUGCAGACCAACUCGCGCGGCGGCAAUGAUUUUUGUGUGCGUAGCAUGAAGCUGGCGGCCUUCGGACGGCGGGAAAUUGAAUUGGCUGAACUGGAGAUGCCGGGUCUGUUGAUCCUGCGCCGAAAGUCCCGAUCCGAGCAGCCAUUAAAGGAGGCACGCAUUAUGGUGUGCACACAUCUGGUGGCACAGUACGCGGUCUUAAUGGAAACGCUUAUAGAUCUGGGCGCUGAUAUCCGCUGUUGUGCCUGUAAUGUCGUCUCCACACAGAAUGAAGUGGCCGCCGCGCUGGCGGAAGCCGGCAUCCCCAUCUUCGGCUGGAGAGGCCAGACGGAGGGGGAUUUCUGGUGGUGUAUUGACAAAUGUGUGGCGGCUGAUGGAUGGAUGCCCAAUAUGAUCCUGGAUGAUGGGGGAGAUCUCACACACUGGCUGGUGAAGAAGUAUCCGGGUGUGCUGAAGGAGUGCCGGGGUAUUGUGGAGGAGAGCAUUACCGGUGUACAUCGGCUGCACCAGCUGGUCAAGGCCGGGAAAUUGCCUUGUCCGGCCAUUAACCUCACCGAAUGCAUAACGAAAUCCAAGUUUGAUAAUAUGUUCAGCUGUCGGGAAUCGGUCGUUGAAAGUUUGAAGCGGACCACCGACAUGAUGAUCGGCGGGAAACAGGUCCUAAUAUGCGGAUAUGGCGAAGUGGGUAAAGCCUGUUGCCGGUCCCUGCAGAGUAUGGGCGCGCAUGUUGUCGUCUCGGAGAUCGAUCCCAUCUGUGCGCUGCAAGCCUGUAUGGACGGAUUUAAAGUCGUUAAAGUGCCUGAAGUGAUUAAAGUGAUUGAUUUAGUCAUUACGGCCACUGGGAACAAGCGUGUGAUAACCCGUGAGCACAUGGACCGUAUGAAGAGCGGCGCGGUGCUGUGCAACAUGGGACAUAGUGAUAACGAGAUCGAUGUGUCCAGCCUGAAGACACCGGAACUGAUCUGGGAGCAUGUGCGCUCUUCUGUAGAUUAUGUUACCUGGCCAGACGGGCGCCGUUUGGUGCUACUAGCCGAGGGUCGUGUCCUCAACCAGAAUUGCUCAAGUUUACCCAGCAUUGUCCUUUCCAUUACCUGUGCUGCUCAGAUCAUUGCCUUGAUUGAAUUAUACAAUGCGGCGCCAGGAAAAUACCGGAACGACGUGUAUUUAUUGCCGAAGAAGAUGGACGAAUAUGUGGCACUGCUACAUUUGGACGGUUUUGAUGCCCACCUUACGGAAUUAACAGAUGAGCAAGCCCGCUACAUCGGAAUACUAAAAUCCGGACCUUUCAAAUCAGCCAAUUAUCGUUAUUAAAGCGGUGUUAAUAGAAUACGUGUGAAAUUUUUUUCUACUCGUAUUUUCGUGAUAAUGUUUAAAAGUUCCUGCCCGGUGCCGUUUGGCAUAUUUUUAACAGAUGGUCUGUAAUAUUUGGUCUGUAAUAGAGUUCAGAGCAAUACGGCUUUCGGCCCACUGUUAUUUAAUUGAUUCCUUUGUUUUCAUCGUGGUUUUUAAGUUAAUUGAGCUCUUUUUAAUAUUUUUGCAUUGUACGUGCGUCUUGGAAUAAGGGUUUCAGAAAAGGCA